CUCAUCCCUGGGGUUGGACAGGGUCUGGGCCGCCCCAUGUGGCGGCAGAGGUGGGAGAGGGGCUGGUCUUUGGUAGAGGACUAGGUGGGUAGGGAGAAGGGGAGGUGUGCAGAGGGUUUAGGCCCCUAGCUGCACCUGUGCGGAGAGAUCUUGGUACUUGGUUUGGUUCAACAAGUGUCGGCAGGUCUGAGGAGCUGGCCAGCAUAGUGAAGGGCUGGCCCGGGGGAGCUGGGGGAGUAGCCCCAUGGAUACACCUGCACCAGGAGCAAAUCCUGGAGAGUAGGGGAGCCCGAGCCAUGGACACACAGUGAGGAUCCUAGUUGUCAAGGAAGGAAGGCUUCUUGAAGGAGGCAAAAACCUGGAAGGCCUUGAAUAACAGGAGUGUGGUCAGUAAGGCCACCUAGAGGGAAGGAAGGGGCCUAGAUAUAUAUAUACCCACACGUUUCUUCCUUUCUAGGUAGGCUUCUUGGAUUUGGGACUUUUGUGGAGAGUUUUAACAGUUUCCAAACUUUGCUGCUGCUUUCUGUUCUCAUAGAGGGUGUUUUGUCAUCCUCAGUUCUGAGUGUCGGCAGUGCUGUGUCCUAGGGUGCAGGGCCGCAAGGGAAGUAAGGGUCUGGGAUGCCCUGGGGGCUUCUGUUGAUGAGGCUGCUUACCUGACCCUCUGUGGCUUCUGACCUGGGAUCGGAUGCCAGGAAGCGGGCAGAGUGAGUUUCAGUGGGCUGGCAGGCUGGGAAGAGGAGAGAGGAGAGCGUGUGGGUCUGGGGGAGUGUGCCCAGCACCUAGCUGCCUGGUGAGGCAGAAGGAACCUGGUGCCUGAGUGACUGAAGUCUGUUUUCCCGAAUGAUUCUGUUCUGGAUUCUGUGUUGGGGUAUGUGGGGUGUCUGUUUGUGCGAGGCUGUGAUUCCAUCUGCAGAAUGACUGCUGACCUCCAGUGCUGCUGAGCCUUUCCCUUCUCUGGUCAUCAGCAGGUGCAUUUUGGAGGAAAAGGGACUUCAGGUGACAGCCUCUUUGAAGGCAGAGACUCCAUAGUGCUUCUGGGAUGGGUUCCAUUUUGAAGGACCCCAAAGAGUGGUCAGUCUGUUGUGGAACGUGGCAGUGGGGCCAGAAUACCGAGGGUUUUGUUUUUUGUUUUUGUUUUUAGUGAGCUCUGUGCACAACAUAGGGCUUGCACUCACAACCCCAAGAUCGAGAGUCGCGUGCUCUACUGACUGAGCCAGCCAGGUGCCCCUGAGUUUUUAAAAUCUCAUGUUAUCAUGUUGAUUACAGACUUUAGAGCCGUUUCCUUAAUAAAUAUUUGAGUGCUCGCUCUGUGCCUGGCACGGGGUGGGGUGGGGGGAGUGUUCAGAGAUGAGCAGAGGGAACUUCGCCUUCCUGCAGUGGACUGUGUGCUUAGGGAGACAGGCACUGAGUAGACAGUUCUGUAAAUAUAUAAAAGUGAGGCGCCGUGAGGGCAGAGUUCAGAGAACUGUGUGAAGCGGGACCCAGGAGGCUACUUCCAGAGGAUCAGUGAAGAAGAGGGGAAGUGAGAGCCGGGGAAAGGGAAUGGCAUGUGCAAAGGUCCGGAGGUGGGACCAGCAUGGGGCCACUGUAUUCCCAAGCCUUGGGGUUUUCUUCUUUUGUGAGUGGGUCCUCGGGUACAGCAGACUGGCCUGUGGGAGUCUGCUCUGGAUGGUGGCCAGGCAGAAGGCAGCUCUGCUGGGCUUGGUGUGCUGUCUGAGUUCAGUGUGGAUUUGUAGCCCGAGGCCUGGGUGAGAAAAGCCCUCCUGUGGGCCUGAGGUGGGUGGUGGUUGGGAAACCUUUGCUGAGCACACUCUCAGUGCCCUGAGUGCCGGGGAGGGCUCUGCCGUCCCGGAAGUGGCUGGCGUUACCCACGGCACACGUUUCUACACCUGGGCACCCUCACGUGCCCAAAGAACCGUGGAGACCGAGGAGGUUGGUUUGGGGGAGCGUCUGGAGGCUGGGGUGGCCUGUAGAGGCAUAGCUCUUCACCUGUGACCUUGGAUUCGGUGCCUGUGAAUCUGCAAUCUAGUCAGCUAGAGGGGAGCGUGAGGGGCAGGACAGAGGUGGCCUCUGGGUGCCCACACAUCCCAGCCCCUGGACCUGGGCCUUGGUCUCUGGAAGGCUCUCAUGGGUGCACCGAGGCACCUGCUCUGAAAGUGUGGGCGUGUAAAGCCGCGGCAGCUCAGAGUGGUGCCGAGAACCAGUGCGUGCUGCCUCGUUAGUAGAAAAGCGAGGGGUUGUGGAAUGAGAGCUCGUCACUGAGCGGUUUCCCUGUGGAUACCUGGUGUUCUGAGCCGCUCUCGUGACCCUGCACGUCUCCAUGUGGGGCGCCCCUGUCCUGUUGGAGGGGUUCCACGGCAGAUGCUGUCCACUGCUGGAGCCCGACGAGCUGCGCUGGGCCCACCUGCCCCACGUGGCCCGAUGUUGCAGGAUCCUUCUGGCGGUCGUGCCGUCAUCCCAGGGUGCUGGGGUUGCUGUGUUUGCGGUGGGCUCAGAUCACUUUGGGAGUGGCCCACUUUAGGUCUGAAACGCUGAUGGGGCUGGGGCUGGGGGGUAGGCUCCUCAAGUUGUCACUCAAGAAGGAGUCCCAGAAACCGACCUGUCAAAAUGGUGACUCUGUCCUGCCCUUGGGUCUCCACAGGCUGGUGGAGGGCGUGCACCUGGGAGGGAGUCGCCCCCCCCCCCCCCCCCCGAGCCCUCGGGUCUGGGCCGUGCCACCGCGUGGCUCUGUCUUCGGAGCACCUGGGCUGAGGCAGCUGUGACGCUGGUGUGAGUGGCACCUUGGAAGCCACUGGGCCUUUGACAGUUCCCUCCUGGGAUUCUCUGAGCCUUAAACUUGAAGAGCCGUUAAAGGGCAUUUUAGGUUGUAUCUGCUGGUCCGGCGAUGAAGCAAGUCUCCACGAGCUGCUGAACUUUUCCUGAAUGCCCUGGAUGGAGUGAGGGGCCAGGGAGACGCAGGGGGCAGCACAGACCCACGACGUCUUGUGUCGCUGCCUCUGGCAAAUAGGAGCCCGACCUGCCGGCCUUCCAGGCCGUGGCGAAUGAGCCCGCCAGUCUUACCUGUCACCCCUGCCCGAGCCCGGGCCUCUCCUCCCGCACCCCUGCUGGCACAGUGUCGGUGUGCAGAGGCCGAGCUGAGGCUUUCCUCCGGAGAAGAUGGCAGCUCUUCGUACGACCCCGGACUCACCAGCCACGCAGCUGGCGAAGGCGGAGGAUGGGUUGGGAUGUGGUCCUGCUCAGGAGGAAGAAGAGGAAGAAGAAAAGGGGGAAGAGGUGGAGCUGGAGGAGGAGGAGGAGGAGGAGCUCCUAGCGGAGGACGGGGAGGACCAGGCGGUGGUGGAGGAGGAAGAGGAGGAGGGGGGGCAGGCAGGGCACGUGGAGCAGGUGGAGGUGGAGGUGGAGGCGGACGAGGACGAGGUGGUGGCAGAGGAGCAGAGUCCCACGUUGGGGACCCAGGGACGCCUUCGCCGUGCCGGUGAUGCCAAGUCCCCAGUUCUUCAGGAAAAGGCCUUGCAGGCCAGCCGGGCUCCAGCCACACCUAGGGAUGAGGACCUGGAUGAGGACGAGGAGGACGAGGACGAGGAGGAGGAGGACGAGGAAGAUGAUGACGAUUCCCUGACAGCUGGGUCUCAGGGGCUGGUCACCUUUGAAGACGUGGCUGUGUAUUUCUCGCUGGAGGAGUGGGAGAGGCUGGACGCAGGCGAGCGGGACCUUUACAAGGAUGUCAUGCAGGAGAACUAUGGGAUCCUGGUGUCCUUGGGAUACCCAAUCCCCAAGCCGGAUCUGAUCUUCCGGCUGGAACAAGGGGAGGAGCCCUGGGUCCCAGAUAGCCCCCGUCCUGAGGAAGGAGACAUUGUCACUGGCGUCUACACAGGGGCCUGGUUCUGGACCGACGAUAUAGAGGACCACGAGGAGGAGGAGGACGAGGACUUCCUGGCGGAGGUGGCCGAGGAGGAGAACGAGCCCCCGGGGCUCUGGUCAGCAGCUUAUGGCGUGGGGGACGUACCUGGGACAUGGGGCCCCGAUGACUCGGAUUCGGCGCAGACUCCGGAGGGUUGGGGUCCCGACCCCGGGGGCCUCGGGGUUGUGGCCGAGGGGUCCGAGGCGAAGCCUUUCCUGCCGGGCCGGGAGCCUGGCGCGAACCUGCUGGCACCCUGGGCGUUCCCUGCCACCGUGGCUGCUCCGGCAGGGCGGCCCGAGACCACGUGCGACGUGUGCGGCAAAGUGUUCCCGCACCGGUCCCGGCUGGCCAAGCACCAGCGCUACCACGCGGCCGUCAAGCCCUUCGGCUGCGACGAGUGCGGCAAGGGCUUCGUGUACCGCUCGCACCUGGCCAUCCACCAGCGCACGCACACCGGAGAGAAGCCCUUCCCGUGCCCGGACUGCGGCAAGCGCUUCGUCUACAAGUCGCACCUGGUCACGCACCGGCGCAUCCACACGGGCGAGCGGCCCUACCGCUGCGCCUUCUGCGGUGCGGGCUUCGGGCGCCGCUCCUACCUGGUCACGCACCAGCGCACGCACACCGGAGAGCGGCCCUACCCGUGUCCGCACUGCGGCCGCAGCUUCAGCCAGAGCUCGGCGCUUGCGCGGCACCAGGCGGUGCACACGGCCGACCGGCCGCACUGCUGCCCCGACUGCGGCCAGGCCUUCCGCCUGCGCGCCGACUUCCAGCGCCACCGGCGCGGCGGCGGUUGCACGGAGCCCGGCGGCGAAGGCCCUCGGCGGGAGGCCUGCGACGCGGUCCCUGCGGCGGGGCCCGAGGAGGCCGAGGCCGGGCCUGAGGGGCCGGAGGAGGCCGAGGCCGGCGAAGCGGACGGAGAGGCCGAGGUGGAGGCGAGAGAGGAGGCGGCGGCGGUGGGGCCCACCCCCGGGAGCAAGGAGGACCCCGAGCCGGACAGGCGGUUCCUCGAGGUGGGCAACGGCCUGGGGGAGGGCGAAGGCCCUUCCUCGCACCCCCUCGGCUUCCACUUUCCCGUGCACCCUAAGUCCUGGCUCCACCCGGACGGCUUCCCGAUCCUGGGCCUCCCGGACUUCGGGGACCGGCUGCCGGCCGACGGGCGCCCCCUGCCGGGACCCCUGGGGGGCCGGCUCGCCCUGGUGGAGGGCGCGGGGCUGGCCUGCGACCCCUUCGGCGGCGGCGGACCGGGGGGCGGCGGCGGCGGCGGGCUCCGCGCGUUCGCGCCGGCCGUCGGGGGGCUGCUGGCCGAGCCUGCGCCUGCCGCGCUGGCCGAGGAGGAGAGCCCGUGGAUCUGCUCCGACUGCGGCAAGACGUUCGGGCGCCGCGCGGCGCUGGCCAAGCACCAGCGCUACCACGCGGGCGAGCGGCCGCACCGCUGCGCGGACUGCGGCAAGAGCUUCGUGUACGGCUCGCACCUGGCGCGCCACCGCCGCACGCACACGGGCGAGCGGCCCUUCCCUUGCCCCGAGUGCGGCGCGCGCUUCGCCCGCGGCUCGCACCUGGCGGCGCACGUGCGCGGCCACACGGGCGAGAAGCCUUUCGUGUGCGGCGUGUGCGGCGCGGGCUUCAGCCGGCGCGCGCACCUGACGGCGCACGGGCGCGCGCACACGGGCGAGCGGCCCUACGCGUGCGGCGAGUGCGGCCGCCGCUUCGGGCAGAGCGCGGCGCUGACGCGGCACCAGUGGGCGCACGCCGAGGAGAAGCCGCACCGCUGCCCCGACUGCGGCAAGGGCUUCGGCCACAGCUCAGACUUCAAGCGGCACCGGCGCACGCACACGGGCGAGAAGCCCUUCCGCUGCACCGACUGCGGCCGCGGCUUCGCGCAGCGCUCCAACCUGGCCAAGCACCGGCGCGGCCACACGGGCGAGCGGCCCUUCCCGUGCCCCGAGUGCGGCAAGCGCUUCUCGCAGCGCUCGGUGCUCGUCACGCACCAGCGCACGCACACGGGCGAGCGGCCGUACGCCUGCGCCAACUGCGGCCGCCGCUUCUCGCAGAGCUCGCACCUGCUCACCCACAUGAAGACGCACCGCAGCGCGGCCGGCGCCGCCGGCUCGGCGGCCGCGGCCCCCGCGUCCAAGGCCGAGGCGCCCGCCAAGGGGCCGCCGGGCGCGGGCAGCGGGCCCGGGGAGCGCGGCAGCACCCUGCUGGAGUUCGCGGGCGGAACGAGCUUCGGCUCCGAGCCCGCGGCCGCCUUCGCGGGGCCCUCGGGCGCCUACGAGGAGAGCAUCCUGUGAUGGCCCGAGGCUGACGGAGGCGCAGCCCGCUGGGCCGCCGGCCCCUUGCUCCUCUGUCCUUGGGGUGCUGAGGGCCCCAGUCCUGGUGCGGUGCCUUCCCCUCAGCCCCCGGCGCACCGCCCCACCCGCCCCCGCCCGGCCUCGGGCGCCCCUCCUGCCCCGCCCCGGGGAAACCGGGCCGCCGAGCCCGUCCGGCCGUACAGGGGGCGCGCGGGGAGAGGAGAGCCGCGCGCGCGGAGGAGGCGAGGGCAGGGGGCGGCCACCCCGACCAAGACUGCGGCAUCCCUGGGUCUGUGCUGGGAAGCCAAGCGGUAGGGAUGGCGGGCGAUGUUAUUUAUUUCACUCGGAUUCCAAUUUGGGUGGCCUGGGGUACCGGCGGCCGACGAGUUUGUGAGUGGGUUGUACAGCGAGGGCGGGGAUGCCCUUGCGUCAAGGGGAGGGGAGGGUGGUCGAGGGCAGAGCAUCCCGCUCCUUCUCCCGUGGGUUCGGCUGACGACUUCUUCCAUUCCUCAGUGAGAGACUUCAGGGACCUUCUGGUCAUUUGAGUGUGUCCGGGAAGUUUUAGGGACUGCGCGUGGCUAAGGGGAAGCCUUAGGGUUUCCAGAGGACGAUGUUCCUCCCUACCCGGGGGGACAGACAUGCAGCUAGGAGAGCUUUUAUUCUGUCUACUGUGGAUAUUUAUUUCCAUCUCUUGUGUGGCCUGAAGAAUCUGGGAGGAGAAAACGGCAGAAACCAAAUUUGUGGCCCCAGGCUGGUGGGUUGCAGCAGGUGUUUGCAGGGUCCUGAGGGAGUUUGAAGCCUUAUUCUGGGGAGAGUCACCCACUCUCCCCACCCCACUGGAGCACCCGGAUCAGCCAGGCACUCGUGUUGCCGGGUGGGUUUCGGUCUCAGCCUCCUCUUCGAGCCCUUCGGUACUCUCACCCCCGACAGCCAGAGGCGGCACACUCAGAGAUCCUUGGGGGCCUCCUGCCCGCUGCUGAGCCAAGGCCCCAGCCUUCAGCUGCCUGGGCUGUCCCCUCCCCUGGGGCAGGUGGACACACAAGGCCCUGCCCUCUGAGCCCAGUGCCUCCUUAGAUUUAAUAACCAACUGUAAAGCAACAGGUCGGCAGCAGGAUCGUUUCUCACAACCCUACGGGCUUGGGGCCCUGUGAUGUCUGCAGGUCCCUUUAACUCUGCUUCUGUCACUAUUCUGUACUAGAAGCAAGUAGUGUUUCCGUUUAGAAUCCCGUUUCACAGGAUGGACAGUCUGCACAGUGGCAGUCCACCUCUGGGGGUGCGGGCUUGAGCCUGUGGCUCAGUGACAAGCCAGGCACCCAGCUAUGCAAGGCCCGCACCUGGUGGGCACCCCACCCUCCGGGUUGGGCCAUUGGGAGCCACUGGGCAGGCAGCUGAAGUGUGGCUCACGUGAGAGCCCUCUCUUCCCUCAUGCCUUUUGGGCCAAUGUGCGUGGGGCCAGAAAACAGACUUUGAAACAACUGCAUUCCCUUUUAGACCUAGUUCCUUCUGUUUUAGUGUAGGCAUGGCCUUGGGGCCUGAGAGCCAGCCGCCGGGCUCUCCAGCGCUGGGGGCGGGGUAGGAAGGGCAGUAGUUGGUGGGUGGGGCGGGGGCGUGGACGGUGGUGGUAAGAAUUCGCCUGGCUGGAUGAGGUGACGGGGUGGGGUGGGCGACGAGGAGGACAGGGGUCCCGGGAGGCGUCCGCAGUGCUGGGCGAUGCCUUCCUGCCCUCAGUUUCUUUCCUCUCCCUGUGGGCCGGAACGUCGGGGGCCAAGGGCAAGGCGGACUAGCCCUGCACGGCUCCUCCCUCCGUGCACACCCCUCAGAGUACGACCUGACCUUCGGUGCCCCUCCUGGGCCCCAGCUGCUGCUGCCUGGCCGCGGAGCCAUCGGCAGGAGGACCUAGCUUUAAUAAAGAGUGGAGAAAUGAGCUUUCUGACUGCAUUCCGUGUUGUUGCCGCUCGGCUCCUCCGUGCCCUCAGGGAGGCUCUCUGUGAGGGCUCAGGCCUUGUUUUUGCAAAAAAGAAAAAGAAGAAAAAAGGGGUUUUUUUGUUUGUUUUUUUUUUAAGGAGUUUCUCCUUUCAGAAACUAAAAUUGGCCUCCGAGGAUUCAGCCCACGAUGAGCUUUGGCCUGCUGCCUGUGUCCACCACGUCUCUCUGGGAGCCCCCCGCCACACUGCCACAUGCUUUUUGUAAUACACCCAUCCUGGAACCUUACUGUGUUUGGGAUUGUUUGCUCCAGCUUUCCCGUGGUCAAAGGAGAGGGGCCAGGUCCCCUUCCUGGGGGUUCAGACACCUGCCGAGUCCCAGACAUUUCCUCAGAGGCCCCAGCGCUUCGUGGGCUUAUCCGGGCUUACCUGCUCUGUGCCGGGGAGAAGCGCACAUCCCAGGACCCCAAACACCUUCCUUUGAGCUGAUUUACUAUCUGCUCACCACAUGAUGUCCCCCCCCCCCCAACCAGAUCUGACCUCCCACCCUUUCCCCAAGCAUUUGGAAAAUACAAACUACGAAGUAAAUUCUCUUUCAAAUGUGAUUUCGAAGCAUCAGAACCGAGCCCAAUAUUUCAGUUAAAAAAAAAAAAAGACAGGCUUUGAGAGGCAAAUGGAGGUUAAGACCUAGUUAAAAAUUGAUAGCCUUGAGGAUCUUGAAGUCUAUUCAGAAAGAGUAAAUUAUUCCCUGAUAGGGCUUACAGACGUCCAGCCAAAUUCUUUUUUAUUUGGGGGAUGGGGGGGGGGGGCAAUCCUGAUGGUCAUAGAAAAAAAAAAAAAGCCCUUCUGGUGUUGAGAGGACUUAUGAAUUUCUGGAGUCCCUAAUCAAUUCCCCAAGUAUCAGUUUAUCAGCUUCGAUCAUUGCCAAGGAGUGGAAGCCCCCGUGAGAUGUGACCCAUGAAAGGAGGUACUCUGAGAGUUUUGAGGCUCUGAGCAUCCCUCUGGCCUCCACCCACCUUUGUCAUUUUCCUGUUUGUCUACUGCUUGUAUUUCCCCAACCUCCUCCCUGUCUCCUGACCCUUACACUUGAUCUCUUCAGACACUUCCUUCUAACUUUUUUUCUUUCUCUAAUUGGCUACAUAUGGAAUAAAGUAUUUUGAGAUUUUUGGUUAUAUUUAUUAAAUAAAGCUUUAUGAUCCUUGU
Molecule: messenger RNA, 9317 nt
Organism: Leopardus geoffroyi (Geoffroy's cat)
Lineage: Eukaryota; Metazoa; Chordata; Mammalia; Carnivora; Felidae
Gene: ZNF316
Product: zinc finger protein 316
Exons: 6
Coding region: 3157-6192 (1011 amino acids)
Biological process (GO): regulation of transcription by RNA polymerase II
Cellular component (GO): nucleus
Molecular function (GO): DNA-binding transcription factor activity, RNA polymerase II-specific; sequence-specific DNA binding
Source: RefSeq, a predicted model, not a curated record